Drosophila obscura is the source of this 1299-nucleotide messenger RNA. RefSeq names its product type-1 angiotensin II receptor-associated protein. Bases 622 to 1101 code for a protein of 159 amino acids. NCBI's taxonomy places the organism in Eukaryota, Metazoa, Arthropoda, Insecta, Diptera, Drosophilidae. Gene Ontology annotation, biological process: angiotensin-activated signaling pathway. Gene Ontology annotation, cellular component: plasma membrane. The record is from RefSeq and is a predicted model, not a curated record. The transcript is spliced from 4 exons.
UGGCUCUGCCCCAUGCACAGUCCAAGUUAGAUUUAAAUUGAAACCGUUCGUGCUCUGUUCGUCGCCUCCCGCUUUUCGCUGCAGAAUAUACUUAUAACACCGAAUUUUUUUUAUAACCAUAAAUCCACCUACAUUUCUGUGUACCUAUCUGUGUGUGCGUAGGCGUUACGGUUGUCCGUGUGAUAUUGGUACUGUUACCUGCCCCCGCAAUCAAAGUAGUUCCCACCUGCCCCCGUGGAAGCUAGGAAGACCAACAAGUGCUCACACUCACACAAGUGCAUCAGUGUGCCAGUUGCAUUGCCCGGAGAGUGCGUUCAACCAAUUGAAAGUGAUUGAAAGCGACAAGUGAAAAUAGAUCUGACAAAAGCGGCAGCAUCAGCAGCAGCGGUAGUGACAGCGACAGCGACGGGGAGACAAAGUAGAACAGUUUUAGCAAUUUUUUUGCACAAAAAUAACAAACAGCUGUUCGCGCGAGUGCGAGAAAGCAUCAGAGUGUGUGUGUGCGUGCGUGUUGUUGUUGUUUAGAAGCGUAACAGGUCCGCCUGCGUGGGAGAGCCAAAUAAGAGCGAGAGAGAAGAGUCGACUGGUGUGCACAGCUGCAUCUCUGUCCACAGCAUCAGAAUGACCGACCUAAACGAAUUGCUGGGAUCGCCAUUUGUGCGCGUCAAGUUGGUGGCGUUUGUGCAUUUCUUCUUCAUAUCGAAUGCCAUGCUGGGCAGCUGGGGGCAUGGGGCCUAUGAGUUCUACAAUUUUCUGUUCAUCAUUUCCAUGUUCUGGUCGAUCCACAGCAAGGACUCAAUUGAAGCAGUGCAAACGGCGCUCGUCAUCGAUGCUUCUAGCAUAUUCUUUGAUCUAGUCAGCAUUAUCGUUUAUUUCCAUUACAUGAAUGGUUGGGCCAUUGCUUUUAGCAUCAUCAACCUGAUCCUGCGCCCGGUGAGCGUGGCCCUGCUCUAUCGCGAGUUCAAUACGCGCGGCGGCAGCCUGCAGACGGGCUCGGUCUUCCCCACUAGCCAGCAGCGCAGCUAUCAGGACAUUGAUCGUCCCACGCAGCCGACUCCAACCAACUCGCAGCCGGGUCCCAAUGUGGCCAGCAUUUUCUAGAUCGGAGAGCCACCAUCCCACAGCCCAAAAACAAAACAAACAAACAAACAAACAAAAAACCAAUGGAUGGACGUGUUCCGAUCUGAAGAAGGACAUCGAAUGGAACGCAACGGAGUCCCGGGUCCCUUCUCCAUCCCAGAAGAGAAUGAGAACAUUUUGAUAUGCUAAAUAAUUAAAUAAAUACAUUUUUUUGUCAUU